ACACUUCAAUGACUGUUCUACUUCCUGCUUCGCAGAGCAAACAUCAGUUGGCAGUUCUUGCUUUACUUCACAGAGAGUCUCCGGACCAGGUGUGUCGGGCUGUCCGUUUCAUCAAGAAUGCCAUCAUUGGCAACCCAACAAAGAAACAGUUAUAUCUGCAUUCACUGCAUUUGUCCACUAGCUUACUCGAGUGCUUGAAAAUAUACUCGAAUCAAUUUGAUUUGUGCACAGAAAUCGCCAUAGUGAUUGCAUGUCUUGCUAAUGGCGGCAGCGAAAAUGUAAAUACUCUUGUUGAAGCAGGAGCGAUUCCUCCACUUUUAAAUACGCUUUUAGCAUCAGAUUUGAAAUUAGUAAAUGCUGGUGUACGUGCACUUCGCUCCAUCGUUCAGUAUCCAUCAUUAGUGAUCUCCAAAUCAUUCGAGACCUCUCAUAUUAAAAUUUUGUCCAGACUCAUCUCGGAUACGGACUCAAACGCAUCACCUCUUGUUGUCCAUAUCGCCGAAGUUGCAGCAGGUACUCUUGCUCGUAUUUCAGAAUACCACACUGACAUGCGAGACAGCAUUGCAACGAGUGGUGCUGUUGCAUCGUUGAUUAGAUGGCUAGAUCCGCAGUGGUCCUCAACGCCUCGUGUACAAGAGGCGGCUUUGGAUACUCUCGCAACUCUUUGUCAUAAUAACUCGCAUAUUGCCAAACUCAUUGCAUCAGCAACAUUACCAAAUGGGCAUAAAAUAAUUGAUGUGCUUUUUGCGCUAGUUCGGGAUAAACGGCCAACUAUGCGCAUGGCUGCUUCUACAUGCCUUACAUACAUCCACUGUGCAUCCUGCAUACCACGCAGUCAGUACUCGAGUGUAUUGGCAGUGUUGUUGCCUACGAUAAUUAAACUUUUUGGUGACACGUCGCCUAAUACCCGCAGUGCUGAUACAACGACCACAGCGAUUGGGGAGCGUUCUCUAGUCUUGUUUGCUGAGCUAGUAGCAGGAAGUGACGAUCUUCAAGCUGCAUCUAUCGAGGCAGAUGCAAUUGCCAAACUUGCUCAGAUUAUCAACACAUUAAUGCCGGUUGAUGGGCCUACAACACAGGGACUGAAUGCUAUAAAGCAAAGAAAAUCUACCGCAUCUUGGGAGACCACCUCGUCCACUGCUGCAUCUCUUACAUUUGGAAAUUCAACAACUCGACAACUAGAGUUUGCCCUGCUAGCGAUUGCGAAUGUAUGCUCAUUAAAGGAAGAAUGCCGAAAACAAGUCAUUGAUGUUAAAUUGCUGCCACAAAUUGUCACAUAUCUUGGCCAUAAAAAUGUCGGUAUUAGAAAAAAUGCAUGCAAAUGUGCACGCAGUCUAUCCAGAAGUGUGAAAAUGCUGCGAACGAGUUUGAUGGAUGCCGGUCUUGCACCACCACUUUUUGAGCUUCUGUUUGAUUCCGACAUUGAAGUGCAAAUAGAGGCUUCAGCUACGCUGUGUAAUAUUGUGCUUGAUUUUUCUCCUAUGAAAAAAAUUGUGCUUGAAAAGGGUGGAGUCAAGCGGCUCGUAGAACUGAUUGAUCAGCCAGAUGCUAUGUUGCGGAGGAAUGCACUUUGGGCUUUGAAGAAUAUGCUGUUUCAAACUGACUCGAUCACCAAAAAUACUGUCAUGGAGCAUCUUGGCUGGGAUAAACUGCUAAGACUUUUGGACGAUGAGGAUAUUGUUGUGCAAGAGCAAGCCCUUAACUUGGUGCGAAAUGCUGCAUGUGGAAAUGAGCAGGAUGUUGAAGUAGUUUUUAAUGGAUUUCGUGGCACCGAUCUCCUCGGACUUCUUGAGCGCAAACUCAGCACCAUGCCAAGUAAUCAUGACAUUGUAACUCAGAUACUUUAUAUUGUGGUUAAUUUGGCUAUUGGAACUGCUGAACGCAAAGCCAGUAUCAUGUCAAAAACAGAGCUUUUAAAGCGUGUUUUUGAAUAUAUGGAUCAUGAACAUACUGAAAUCCGUCUCGCGUCAGUGUGGUGUGCGAUCAACCUUACAUGGAUUGACGAUGAAAAUGUGCAAAGUCGUGUUAUGCAGCUUUGCCAACUUGGUCUAGAGGAUCUUUUAACUCGUCGGUUGAAUGAUGAAAGCCUGGACGUGAAGGAUCGGGCCAAAACUGCGUUGGCAAAUAUUCAAGGACUGACCCAGCCUGCUGUUUUUCCUGCAACAGCUCCUCAUGGAGGGCCUUUAUCAAUGUCAAGCUCUAUCAUACCGGACACAAACGAAGCAAUAAGCACAGAUCGUCCAUCUGGCACAUUGCUUUAAACGAUUUUGGUCAAGAUUGGGGACUAGUCUUUUAAUUUCAAUCACUUAUCAAAAAUAAAACAAACCGCUUUAUUAU
This is a messenger RNA of Batrachochytrium dendrobatidis JAM81, 2337 nucleotides long. RefSeq lists its product as uncharacterized. Gene Ontology annotation, cellular component: GID complex. Gene Ontology annotation, biological process: proteasome-mediated ubiquitin-dependent protein catabolic process. The record is from RefSeq and is a predicted model, not a curated record. Bases 9 to 2261 code for a protein of 750 amino acids. The transcript is spliced from 11 exons. NCBI's taxonomy places the organism in Eukaryota, Fungi, Chytridiomycota, Chytridiomycetes, Rhizophydiales. Gene Ontology annotation, molecular function: protein binding.